GAACCGCUGACGCUAAUCUUCAGUCUUCUUGCGGCAAACAUUCGCCUUGCAAGCUCAUUCUCAAAUGAAUGCGAUCGAGCGAUAUGAAUGCUCUUCGUUUCGUCACUUACGGCCAUACGUACGUCACAAAGAAGCGCCGAUAUAGUCGUAAAUCAGAAAUCGAUCGCGAUGUUAUAUCAUACUGCACGGUAAUGUUUAUUUGUGUUAAAGUUGCUUGCAUUAUAUUUUUAUUAAAUAAGUAUUAAAAAUUUGUCCCAUUAAUAUUAUUGUCUCCUUUAUUCCUUCCGGUAAAAUCUCACGCUCGGUUGUUUGGAUUAUAACAUUUUAAAAUAAUAAAGUAUCCAGUUUGUAUAAAUGUCCAUUUUAGUUGGCGCAAUUUAAUUGUCAUUACUUUUCUAGAGAAGAUAAGUGUUUUUUUAAAAUAAAAUAUAUCCAAAUAAUUAAAUUAUAUAAUUCUUGAUUGGAUGGCGCUUAUACUUUUUUUACCUUUUUUAAGAAAAAUGUUAUGUUUUAAGGUGUAUCGUACAGCACGGUAAUGAGUCGUAAGACAACAUCGAUUGAAACUUAUCGAUAAGGAGACUUUCAAAGAUUGCAUUAAAAUUCUAUGAAUUUUAUAUUGUAACAGGACUCGGAAUUUAAAGAGAAACCGAGGCGCGUACGCUUGGAAGAACGUACGCUUCGUCUCUGCGUGCAAUAAGUAUUUUACGAAAGAAAUUUAAGACGUUUCGUCAUUAAUACGCGCCUUAUCUCCCUUCGUAAUAGCGCUAGCAGCACACGAAAGCGACGCGCUGAUCUCAUCGAGAGAAAUAAUCUUUCGCGGUUCACCGAGAUGCCGAUCGACGAGCGGGACACCUUCCACCAGAGCGGAGAUAAACGUCAGCCUAUUGAGAACAGAUUCGAGACUUCGGGAACCGCCAAUGGACCACAUGGAAUCCCAUCGACAGCAUGUUCACGGCGCGUGCUUGCGCUGAUAUCAGCAUCACACUCGUCCCCGCAUUGGCUCCGGCGACUACGGAACAAAGUUCAGCCUAUACGGAGUCAACUACAUCACUGGACCAUCGUAACGAUUCACCUCCAGUCUCCGUGAACGCGCCGUCGAGGACGUCGGUCACUACGAGGAGGAGAAUCGUCCUCGGAUCGGACGUCAGUCUCUUUCUGCAUUCGUAAAAAAAAAAGAGUAUUGCCGGCUCUGCAGAGAUUGAUAUUUGGGAUAAAGAAGCGUAAGAAAUAUAGUGCGUAAAGAGGAGAAAAGGAAAGAGGCGAAGUCAAGAUUGACCAAGUGGUUCGCCAAUCUCAGAUAUCGGCUCGGCGGCUGUGCGACCCGCCUGACCUGUUGCAACUUUGUCAAUAAAAUUGACGUUGCGCAAAUUGCGCGCCAAUCUCGCUGGGAUUCCUAGAAAGAAAUACAGAAAUCGCCAGUGAGAAUCGAGUUUGUCGUAAACGACUCUGUAAGUAUCAUAAAUAUCGCAACUCAUGCGUCAAAGUUAUCGGAAUAGAAUCGAAACACGGGCCCAAAGUAUUGGGAAGACACGUGAUCGACGGUACAUGGAGGUUACUGAAUACAAAUCGCCGAUCGAAUACAGCGUCACGCUCGACAAAGUGAUGUCGGUGGUGUCAGUGUAUAAACCGUCCUUGAUACCUAAGCAACUCGAGUAAACCGUCAGGAUCAGCCUACGUGAUUGAAUCGCAGACUAAAGAAAAAGUCGAGUUGAAGAGAACUCGAUUCGGAUCAGUCGUCUGGAUCGCCGGGGUAAGAUGCGUCUGUUCAUGGAAGUUCUUAUUAUUCUCCUUAUAGGGGGUAUCGUGGCCGACUGGCCGAUCAACCCCCUGAUGAAAGUAUGGUACACAUUCCUCCCCCAUGCGCCGUCCGACUCGCUGACCAACAAAGAGAACGACUGCGCUGGCUGCGCGCAGAAUAAAGUCACCGUGAUCGAUCCCGACCCGUUGUUGACCGAGCUGAGAGUGGAGUACGUGAAGCAGCAGAUCCUGAAGAAGCUGCGACUAUCAAAGCCGCCUGAAGUCUCGAUGCCGCUGUCGACCCUGCCUAAACCUUUGAUCAACGGCAAUGUGCUUCGACCCGACUUGGAAAGACCGGCGGAGAACUUUUACGGGAAGACCAACCAGGUCGUCGUGUUCUCAAGCGAAGAAAACGAUCGAACCACGGCGGUUACAGGGGUGGCCGACUCGACGAAAUAUCGCCAGAACUCGAAUCACAUAACGGGGUUCAAUCCGGCGGCCUGUUUCACAUUUUACCUGCCGAACGAGAUGCUGUACGUCGACGUGACCACGGCGGAGCUCUGGUUUUACAAGGAACAGGUCGAGAACGACGACGAGCUCAAGCAGACGUUCGUGCUCUCCGAGCUCGAUCACUGGGACCAGGGCGGCAGAUUCGAAAAGAACACCGUCAUGGCAAUCUUCGAGACCGACAUCGGAGAGGGCUGGGUGAAGGCAGACAUGAAAUUUAUGGUGAAGAAAUGGAUAGGUCGACACCGACUGAGCCACGCCAUCCAGUUAGCCUGCACGACUUGCUCGACCGACCGCGACAGAGCACCGGUGUCCGUCGAGCAGAGCCUCAAGCCGUUUCUGGUGAUCAACACGGAACCGUUGCCGCAGCGAAACAGGCCCAAGAGAUACUCGAAGUGCCAGCCCGAGAUGACGGAGUGUUGCCGCGACGAUCUCUACAUUGAUUUCAAGGAUAUAGGUUGGAGCGACUGGAUUCUACAUCCCAGCGGGUAUCACGCGUAUUUCUGCCGUGGAUCUUGUUCCACGGCGACUUCCUUAACCAUCAGCGGCUCGCAUUACAACAACGUUAUCAUGAAGUUGUUGAGUAAGGAAGGGGUGCAACAAAAGAAGAAGAUAGUGCCAUGCUGCUCGCCGACGCAGCUCGCGCCACUCCAGCUAUUAUACGUCGAUACGAACAACACGAUCACGCAGAAAACACUGCCGAACAUGGUGGUGGAGGCUUGCGGUUGCAUGUGACACCGCUGUCCCGAAGGCAGAGGGUGAGUAGAAUCACUACCGGUCGGUGACGACGAGAAGACGAGGACCAACAUCUCACGCCACCCUGUCCGAGGCUGUCGCUCGCGCUUAAUCGUCGUGAAGCCGAAACUUGGACGCGCGUAAAAUCCGUUCGUCUCGAAUUUGAACGCGACGGAAUCGCGCGAAAAAAACGCACGAACAGGUAAUUAAAGAUACGGGCACGCUAUUGUCGCGACACGCAAGCUCGUUCUUUCGUCACGUUGCAUUAUAAACGUCGUUAAUAAAAUUACCAUCUCUCCAAUGCUUUGGAGUAAAAGUAGAACUAUGGCAUAUAAAAAAUUCACUCCAUUGGAACAAAUAUUUAUUGGAACAAAUAUUUAUUGGAACAAAUAUUGGAGCAAAUAUUUCCUCCAAUAGAGCGGAUAUUUUACUCCAUGAUUCUAUUUUCACUCCAAACACUUGAUUUUUUGUUAGGAUAAAAAAACUGU
This is a messenger RNA of Vollenhovia emeryi, 3467 nucleotides long. It is a transcript of the gene daw, whose product is annotated as growth/differentiation factor 8. Gene Ontology annotation, molecular function: growth factor activity; cytokine activity. Bases 1756 to 2979 code for a protein of 407 amino acids. Gene Ontology annotation, biological process: BMP signaling pathway; SMAD protein signal transduction. The record is from RefSeq and is a predicted model, not a curated record. The transcript is spliced from 4 exons. Lineage: Eukaryota; Metazoa; Arthropoda; Insecta; Hymenoptera; Formicidae. Gene Ontology annotation, cellular component: extracellular region.